Molecule: messenger RNA, 738 nt
Organism: Dendrobium catenatum
Lineage: Eukaryota; Viridiplantae; Streptophyta; Magnoliopsida; Asparagales; Orchidaceae
Exons: 4
Coding region: 1-738 (245 amino acids)
Source: RefSeq, a predicted model, not a curated record
AUGCAAUCUUGCACUAUGGCAAUUCAGAAACCAUCAUGGCUGGAGGCACUUGAAACACAAAGGUUCUUCAAUGGCUGCUUGGUGCAUGAGAAUGCGAGGAAGAACGAGAAGAACAUAUGUUGCUUAGACUGCUGCACAAGUAUAUGCCCUCACUGCGUAGCUGCGCACAGAAGCCACAGAUUAAUGCAGGUAAGAAGGUAUGUUUACCACGACGUUGUGAGAUUGGAAGACAUUGAGAAGCUCAUUGACUGUUCCAAUGUUCAGUCUUACACUCUCAACAGUUCCAAGGUGGUGUUCCUUAAGAAGAGACCUCAAAGUAGACAGUUCAAGGGUUCAGGAAAUUUCUGCACAUCCUGUGAUCGCAGCCUUCAAGAGCCUUAUAUCCACUGCUCUUUGGGUUGCAAGGUAGAGUAUGUGUUGAGCCAGGAAAAUGAUCUUUCUACAUAUCUAAGAAGAUGUGAUUCACUGCACUUGGGGCCUGACUUCCUCAUCCCACAGGAAGCUUAUGCUGGGGAAGAUGAGAUCAAUGAGACAACUCACUCUACUGUUGUUGAAGGUGAUGAGACUAUGGCUUCAUCAGAUUCAGAAAAUUUGAGCUAUCUUCUUAGAACGGAAAUAACUUACAGGAAGCGCAGUGGCCCAUACAGUUCAGCACCUGCAAGCCGCAUUGCCAAUGAGGAGCUGACAGCAAAUAUGAGCAGAAGGAAAGGCAUUCCACAGAGAUCUCCACUAAGUUGA